UUAUCUUUUCUUUCAUUAAAUCAUACUACCAUAUAUAUAUAAUGGCUCCUCAAACUCUUUACGAUAAGGUUUUCCAGGACCACGUCGUCCACAAGGACGAAUCUGGAUCUUACCUUCUUUACAUUGACAGACAUCUUGUUCACGAAGUGACUUCUCCACAAGCUUUCGAAGGUCUUAAAAACGCCGGAAGAACUGUAAGAAGAACAGACUGUACUCUUGCCACUGUUGAUCACAACAUUCCAACUGUUUCCAGAGCCAACCUCAAAGACUUGGACUCUUUCAUUGCUCAAGAAGACUCCAGACUUCAAGUUAAGACCCUUGAACAAAAUGUCAAAGACUUUGAUGUUACCUACUUUGGUAUGACUGAUGACAGACAAGGUAUUGUGCAUAUUGUCGGUCCAGAACAAGGUUUCACCUUACCAGGUACCACUGUUGUCUGUGGUGACUCCCAUACUUCUACACAUGGUGCCUUUGGUGCCUUAGCCUUUGGUAUUGGUACUUCCGAAGUCGAACACGUACUUGCUACCCAAACCAUUAUUCAAGCCAAGUCAAAGAACAUGAGAAUUACCAUCAAUGGUAAGCUCAACGAAGGUAUCACUUCCAAGGAUUUGAUUUUGCAUGUUAUUGGUGUCAUUGGUACCGCUGGUGGUACUGGAUCAGUCAUUGAAUUUGCUGGUGAAGCCAUCCAUGAUCUUUCUAUGGAAGCUAGAAUGUCCAUCUGUAACAUGGCCAUUGAAGGUGGUGCCCGUGCUGGUAUGAUUGAGCCAGAUUCUAAGACUUUCGAAUACAUCAAGGGUAGACCAUUAGCUCCAACUGGUGCUGAAUGGGACAAGGCUUUAUCCUAUUGGAAAUCCUUGAAGAGUGACGAAGGUGCCGUCUUUGACGAUGAAGUUGUCAUUGAAGCAAAGGACAUUGUUCCAACUAUCACAUGGGGUAACUCUCCACAAGAUGCUCUCCCAAUCACAUCCAGUGUCCCAGAUCCAUCCACUGUUACUGACCCAAUCGUCAAGGCAGGUAUGGAAAGAGCUCUCAAGUACCAAGGUUUGACCCCAAACACCCCAUUCCAAGAAAUCAAGAUUGACAAGGCUUUUAUUGGUUCUUGUACCAAUGCUCGUAUUGAAGAUUUAAGAGCUGCUGCCAAGGUCGCUAAGGGCCACAAGAAGGCUGACAACGUCAAGCUUGUUCUUGUUGUUCCGGGUUCUGGUCUCAUCAAGAAGCAAGCCGAAAAGGAAGGCCUUGACAAGAUCUUUGAAAAGGCUGGUUUCUCUUGGAGAGAAGCUGGUUGUUCCAUGUGUCUUGGUAUGAACCCAGAUAUCUUGGAUCCAGAAGAAAGAUGUGCCUCUACUUCUAACAGAAACUUCGAAGGUAGACAAGGUGCUGCUUCCAGAACCCAUUUGAUGUCUCCUGCCAUGGCUGCUGCUGCUGCUAUUAAGGGUCACUUUACUGAUAUUCGUGAAUUCGAUUACGAUAACUCUGAUGAACCAGCAGUUGCUAUUUCUGCUGAAGAAGACAAGGCAUUGCAAGAUGCUGUCUAUGAACAUGAAAAGCAACCGGUUGCUGAAACUGCUGCUGCGAAGGAAGAACAAAUCAACGAUGUACCAGAAGCUUCUGCUCCUGCUGCUGCUGCUGCCGGUGAAGUUGGAGGAAUGGAUCCAUUCACUGUUCUUACUGGUAUUGCUGCCCCACUCGACAAGGCCAACGUCGACACUGAUGCCAUCAUUCCUAAGCAGUUCCUUAAAACUAUCAAGCGUACUGGACUUAAGAACGGUCUUUUCUACGAGUCUAGGUUCACCAAGGGUGCCGACGGAAAGGAUGUCGAAACUGACUUUUGUCUUAAUGUUGAACCAUACCGUUCUGCUGAAAUCUUGUGUGUCACCGGUGACAACUUUGGAUGUGGUUCCUCCAGAGAACAUGCUCCAUGGGCCUUGAAGGACUUUGGUAUCAAGUGUAUGAUCGCUCCAUCCUUUGGUGAUAUUUUCUACAAUAACUCUUGUAAGAAUGGGUUAUUACCUAUUAGAGUUCCACAAGAAGAAAUCAUUUCCAAGUUAUACCCGUUAGCUGCUGCCGGAAAGAAGUUAACUGUUGACUUGCCAAAGCAACAGAUCAGAAAUGAAGCUGGUGAUGUCCUUGUUGAGUUCCCAAUUGAAGAGUUCAGAAAGCACUGUUUGGUCAACGGUUUCGAUGACAUUGGAUUGACAUUACAAAAGGAAGAAUACAUCCAAAAGUAUGAAACUAUUAGAAAGGACAAGUUUUCUUUCUUGGAAGGUGGAUCUAAAUUGGUCAAGCCAAUCAAGGGUUCCAAGAAGUCUGUUUACGGGCUCAAGACCCAAGAGUGGUAGAGAGUUAAAGAGAGACUUAUUUGUAUACUAAAACUAAU
This is a messenger RNA of [Candida] anglica, 2377 nucleotides long. The record is from the annotation of a GenBank genome assembly. Lineage: Eukaryota; Fungi; Ascomycota; Pichiomycetes; Serinales; Debaryomycetaceae.